AUGUUGUCUGCUCCCGUCAAGUCGGCGAAGCGCAUCUCCUCGCUCUUUUCGCUGGGGUCGCACAAGGACCAGAAUUCACCAUCUUCGUCCCCGGGCAUCUCACCAGGAUUCGCCAAUCCCUCGACAGACAACAUUCCAAACGACCGACGGCGACGAAGCCAGUCACGACCAACUCGCCACGUCUCAACACCCAAUGCGGUAUUCUCAGAACCUAGAACCGUGCCCAACCAUGGGACGCUGGAGCCGCUGGACUUGGAAAGCCUCCCUCCACCACCGUCGCUGUUGACCCUCAACAAUGAUCUAGCGAGCAGCGCACCCAGCUCCCCCGACGCUCGCCCCCAGAGCAGAGGCCGUGACUUCAGUCGCCCAUCGAGUUCGGCGGGAUUGGCGGUCCCGGGCGCAAACCCAGACUCCCGGCCAAGUACUCCGUCAAAACGUCGAAGCUGGAUGCCGGGGAUGGGGAUUCCGGGUCGGUCGCGAGCCAACUCGACGGAUAAGCGGCCAGUUCCGCAGCUGCCGGCGGCUUGGAUCGCGGGGCUGGAUCAAAAAAUUGUCUAUGAUCUUGGACCGCUGUCCAAAGGAGAACAGAUUCCCGAACUGUGGAACGAACAUGGUGACACAUUCGUCUACCUCUUCCCCCAAAACACUGGCCGGCCACCCUCUUUCAAGGUUGAUUCAACCAUCUUCGCUGAAUCUCCCUCCCUCACCUACCUCGCCCGUGGCACUGAUGCCAAAGCCAGCGGCCUCGAGCAACCAACUCGCAGCCUCUCACUCCAGAACCCAAUGUCUCCGCCGCUCACCCCGCAGGACAGGUUAGCGGAGAAUGACAACGACAGCUCGGGCAGUCAAAGAAUGGCUUUUGAAGAGGGCCCGGACGAAUUACAAGAACUGCAUCUGUACUUACCGAUCCCUCUCAACAGUGAUGUUUCUAGCCCUCAAGCGCGACUCCCCGCUGACGACACGGAAACUCUGCUCCUGUUCCGCAAUCUGUUUGCCUUCUUGCUCGGCCAAUCGUUGAUCGCAUCGCCCAAAUCCUCGUCCCUUUUCACUAUUUUCAUGGAUGUCGCGGUAUUGCUGGCACGGUUUGAAUUCUCGAACCUGGAUGGGUCGAACUUUGGUGAAACGGCUACCUCCAGCUUUAGCAACUAUUGUGAUGAGCUGCGCCUGGCGGAUAUGCGGAAGAGUCGCGAGAAGACCAUCGAAGCCAUUGUCCUCGGUGAGCGGCUGCGCUACUACCCGCUCUAUCUGGAGGGUUUCGUACACGGGGUUGGGAAGCUGGAUGAAAUCAAGCAACUGCGGAGCCAAAAAUACAGCUUCAUUCACCCGAUCACCCAAAAACGGCUGGAGCGUGGCUUCAUUGACCUUGAUACCCGCCUACGCGUUCUGUACGGCAAACUCGAGGACUUCGACUUCCCGUCGGUCUUCUCAGGUAUCGCCAAUUCGAACACCUCCCAGGAGAGUAAAGUCAUUCGGUUCAAGGCCUGGAAGACUGGUUUCCUCGAGUUCCGCCGCUUCACGAUGCAGUUCUACCGACAGAAGUAUGGUUCAUGGCCUCCGAGGGCCCGAUCCAAGAAGAAUGAAUUCGAAGAGAGCGGGCUGAAUCGACUUUUGUUGCUGGACCUGUACCACGACUUCACCGAUCUCUAUGACCUGCUGGUCGACCGCACGGCUCUGACCACUCGCACAAUCGACGCAUCGGGCGCGGGUGGUGAACCGCCGACAGGGUCGGAUCCCAAGGAAAUGUGCAUCCGCGCCCUACGCCAGAUCCUGAGCGAGUAUGACCGCAGUACCCCUCCCGUUCUUCCUCCCAUCCCCUUCGACGUUCCGCAGCUCCCGUCGCUGCAGCCAUUGCACCGGAAGCCAUUGGACGCGAAGAAGGAAACCAAGCAACGGACCAAGAGGCUUAAGAAUUCCGACAUCAAUGCGGUGUUGAUGGGAUCCUAUACCCGAGAGAGCAUGCGACCCACUGCGUUUAUUGAGAGCUUUAUGCAGUUUGAGCGACGCUGUGCUAGUGGGAAGAGUGUGGAGGAUAUCACAGACCUUCGAUGCGGCCAAUGGAUCUUCCUUUACGCGGUGAUUCAAGCCCUCCCCAUGCUUGUGGUCGACGUCCCCGAUGUACACUACACUGAUGCGGUGGAGUACUUCCUGUGCAUCGCCCCGCGUGGCGGUGCUCCCUGGAUCCACAAUGACACCAAAACGGCCCGCAGCUGGUUUGGAGUCGCCGGUGGUGCUGGUGUGGUCAGCUUGCCGUCUGAUGUGGUCAUCAACGGCGUCGAGGGUAUCUACCGGCGCAGCCAUUGUUGGCAGGUGGCCGAGCAGUGGGCCGAGGCUGGCGCACUCAUUGAGCCUCCGCCGGUGGAAGAUGCCUUCGAGGAGGAUGAGUCCUCCAUCUCAUCCCCUUACCAGGCCCAGCAGUCGUCUGCCGGGUCCUCGUCUGACCCACAGCCCCAGCCGACUCCGAUGAUGGUGCCUGGUGGUGGUCUGACUCCGCCUCCGCCGGCUAUUCCCCGUACACGUUCACCUGGCGCCCCACAGCGAGCUGAGCAUCGCCACUCCAUCUAUCCUGGGUUGGAAGCCUUGCCACUUCCUGCAGGCAUUGCCCCGAUUGAACCCCCGGCGCGUCCCAUUAGUCGCUUCAAUCCCAACAUGAGCUUCGACGACAUCCUGAAAGAGGUUCCCAAGAAGGGCAAGAAGCACUGA
Penicillium alfredii is the source of this 2700-nucleotide messenger RNA. RefSeq lists its product as uncharacterized. The record is from RefSeq and is a predicted model, not a curated record. Lineage: Eukaryota; Fungi; Ascomycota; Eurotiomycetes; Eurotiales; Aspergillaceae. The transcript is spliced from 2 exons. The coding region runs from base 1 to 2700 and encodes 899 amino acids.